Messenger RNA from Anguilla anguilla (European eel), 1370 nucleotides. RefSeq names its product post-GPI attachment to proteins factor 2-like. Gene Ontology annotation, cellular component: endoplasmic reticulum membrane; Golgi membrane. NCBI's taxonomy places the organism in Eukaryota, Metazoa, Chordata, Actinopteri, Anguilliformes, Anguillidae. Gene Ontology annotation, biological process: GPI anchor biosynthetic process. The coding region runs from base 1 to 762 and encodes 253 amino acids. The transcript has 5 exons. The record is from RefSeq and is a predicted model, not a curated record.
AUGAUUCCGAGUCCUUACGGUCUGGACCGCGACAGACCGUUCGUCAGACUCCGGUUCACCACCUUCAUUACUGGCACUGUUGCCCUGCCAUUGUUGGGCUUGACCUCCUGCAUUUUUGUCUCGUGUUUCUUUCACUUUGAGAAUGCCAUGGAAACCCACUGCCAGGUUCCUAACUACCUGCCCUCCAUCAGCGCUUCCAUAGGACUGACACCUGAGCGCUACAUCUGGCGCUUCUGCAUCGGAUUGCACUGCGCGCCUCGGUUCUUUGUGGCGGUGGCGUACUUCAACUUCUACCGCAGAAGCUUCACCAAAAACGUUGUGGCGACGCUGCUUUGCUACCUUGGCCUAAUCUGUGCCUUCAGUGAAAACAUUGGCCUGCUGCUGCUCACCUACGUGUCCUCGAAUGAGACGUACACCAUCCAUAAGAAGGGUUUCAUGGUGUUCGUCGGCAGUGCACUGGUACACAUGGGGAUCACCUGCUGGCUGUGGAACGUCAUCAAGAUGCAUUCAGGGGGGCGUGAGCUGCUGAGGUCGUACCGGUGGAAGAAGCGGCUGUGCGUCUCCAGCGUCAUUCUGUGCACAGCGGCCGGCGCCUUUUUCUGGAGGCACAACAAGUACUGCGAGGCAGGAAUCUACACACUUUUUGCUCUCUGUGAGUACCUGAUGGUGCUCUGCAACAUGGCCUUCCACCUGACAGCCUUCUGGGACUUUGGGCACACGGAUGUAAUGAUCGCCACCCCGCCAGAGGAGAAGCGCUUCUGACCAGGGGAACGGAGGGGCUGGGCCUUGUGGGAACCGUUUUGGGGAAGGGGAGGGGCCGGGCCAGCCCAGCGACACUGAGGCAUUCCCCCCUUCCCAUUGCAAUGGUGUACAUUUCAUUUCCCGGUCUGCGUCAGUGAUGUCACAGUCAGUACCGUAAAAGUCAGAGCUCACCUUUUUAUUUUACGGGUUAGUCCACAGGACAUCUGUGCAGAUCGUAUGUCCCGAGGCAGGGCGAGCUCAGAUUUUAUACUUUCCUUCUCUUCUGCCUCGCGGUCUCCCCUGCAUCUUAUGACACUACCUCUCCAGUUUCUCCAUCUAUUCGGAUUGUUCUCGUCUCCCAUUAAAUAAACGCACGCGUGUCUGCUUUAUCUUGCUCACAAACGUCCCUUCCUGAUCCCUAGCUGACCUCGAGCCCCUUUCCUGAACGGGGGCCCAGUAUCUGGUGACUGCAAAAUCAAGUGCCUAUCUCUUCCAGUCAUAGACUUUUCUCUACCAAAGAUUUCACGUGUAAUAUGCAAAGUUAUGGUGUCGGAACUUCAGGUGUUCUUGUUUUUUUAUUUUUUUUAAAUCAUGUACCCUGUUAACCUCAGUAAAUACUUUCAUUGGUG